CAAGAUUUGAAAAAACAACUUUUAGCAGGACAAGUUAGUAACUUGGUCACUACUAACGAAAGUCAGGUCUCAACUAGUACAGCCAACAAAAUUAGUACUAGUUCGGAAACGCCCUUACUUCCUCUAACUUCAGACUUUCGUACCUCACUCAUCCUUCCCACUUUGACAAAGCGAUUUAGUGUAUUACGUAGAGGAGAAAAUUCAAAUAAUAAUAAUAAUGGUGCAUCAACGAAAACAAGCUCUAACACACAAGUUUUCCCUCCAGAGAUUUAUAAAUCACAAGCUUCCCAACCUUCCCUACUUAGCGAAAACACCACCACUACGAAUGAAGUAUCAAAGAUAGAAUCAGGUAAUCUGAUGGAAAUUUCAAAUGAGAAUCAUGAAUUAUUGUCAAAUAUAGUUAAUGUAAAGAAUUUAAGGAGAAUAUCUUCAAAAGGGUUAUUAAUAAAUCCAACAAAGGGUCGACCAAAGCUACCAAGAAUACGACCACCGUCAAUAUCACAAGUACAGCAAGGGUUCUCAUGGCAAAAUGAAUUUACUACAAUUUCUAACGCUCCGUCAUUAUUAUUAACAAAUUUUGUAAAAUCAACGCAACAAAUUUCACCUACAAAAAAUUCACCAAUCAGAUUAUCACCAAGAGAAACAGAUUUUUAUGAUAAUGAUGAUGAAAUAUUUCUUGAACAACCACGUUCCCCGUUAGAUAAAUUAUCAGAAGGAUUAUAUAAUCUUACAAUUCAAACAUCAUCAAACCGGUCUACCACUUCACCAUCAUUUAGAACAAGCAACUUAUCACAAACAUCUCCACGUUCAUUGGAAGUAUCACCAUUUAUCGAAGAGGAGGAAAUAAAAUCAUCAAUACAGAAAUCACCUAGUAUCAAUUCAUUAAGGAAUUUUGAAAAUGAAAAUAUUUACAAUUCUGAUAGAGCGUCAACCACAUCAACGAUAGGUAAUGACAAUAAUGAUAGCAAUAGUAGCAACAAUAAUGAUAGUAUUGAUAACGAAGGAGAUGAUGAAGCAGAAAAUGAACAACCAGGAAUAAGAGAAUCAACCACUUCAAGUAUGACUAAUACGACUAAUAUGACUAAUAUUACUAGCAUGACAGGUAUGACUACUAUCUCAAGCACGUCAAAUAUUACCACGGAAUCUCAGGUGAAAAAUCCAUCUCGUGGAAAGGUAACACCACCACCAAAACCGCACCCACCUCCUUUGUCUCUUACUGAUACAUUAAUAGCUUCGGGUCAGUCAGAUAUUGCUCAUCAAAAUACAGGAAUAAAAACUAUAUCAGGACCACAAUUAGUUUCUACAUCGUCUAACGUUAAGACAAUACCAAUAGUACAAUUGGGUCAAAUAGAUGAUGAAAAUAAAGUUCGUAGAAAAUUCUCGUUGCGUGAAAGUGAAACUGGUAUUGGUAAAUCAUUGAGAAGAAUAAAAGAUGUAUUUAUUAGUGAUAGUGAAUCUUUAUUUGGAAAAAAGCGUAUGUCUCCAAGUUCUUCUAAUGAAAACUUAUCUCGUAAGUUUGCAUCCGAUGAUAAUUUAAAUCAAAGAUUUACCAACAAUGAAAAAAGGGGAUUUGAUUUUGUAAAAAGACGUGCAUUUA
Molecule: messenger RNA, 1597 nt
Organism: Funneliformis mosseae
Lineage: Eukaryota; Fungi; Glomeromycota; Glomeromycetes; Glomerales; Glomeraceae
Source: the annotation of a GenBank genome assembly